GUACCGUGUUGGCACCAUACGCGAUCGAAAAGUUAUAUAGAGAUUCUUGAAGCUACAGAAGUCUAAGUAGCACACGACGAUGUCUCGCGCCGUUGUUUUCCUUCUGCUCGUCGCCAUUGCGUACAUUGGUUUGAGCACUGUUGAGGCCGAUUGUGGUCCCAACGAGAUCUGGAAACAAUGCUCGAGCAAAUGCGAGCCUACGUGCCGCAAUCCAAUGUCCAUGUGCAUCGAGGAAUGCGGUGAACCCAUGUGCCAAUGUAACCCAAACUACGUCAGGAACUCCCAAAACGAAUGUGUCCUCUACUCCAGGUGUUGAGUGGAAUGAUUUUAUUUACCUAUGGCGAACUUAGUUUUCGUGAAAAAUUUGUUGACCUUUAAAAUGGAUAAUAAAUAAUUUGCAUUCAAGAA
Molecule: messenger RNA, 408 nt
Organism: Hylaeus anthracinus
Lineage: Eukaryota; Metazoa; Arthropoda; Insecta; Hymenoptera; Colletidae
Product: chymotrypsin inhibitor-like
Exons: 3
Coding region: 80-316 (78 amino acids)
Source: RefSeq, a predicted model, not a curated record